This is a messenger RNA of Choloepus didactylus (southern two-toed sloth), 727 nucleotides long. RefSeq names its product H1.2 linker histone, cluster member (gene H1-2). Gene Ontology annotation, cellular component: nucleus; nucleosome. The record is from RefSeq and is a predicted model, not a curated record. The coding region runs from base 35 to 676 and encodes 213 amino acids. Gene Ontology annotation, molecular function: structural constituent of chromatin; double-stranded DNA binding; nucleosomal DNA binding. The transcript has a single exon. NCBI's taxonomy places the organism in Eukaryota, Metazoa, Chordata, Mammalia, Pilosa, Megalonychidae. Gene Ontology annotation, biological process: chromosome condensation; nucleosome assembly; negative regulation of DNA recombination.
UUUGCCUCUAGUACCCGAGUUCUAGGUCCUCAGCAUGUCCGAGACUGCUCCAGCUGCCCCUGCUGCCGCUCCCCCCGCGGAGAAGACCCCGGUCAAGAAAAAGGCUGCUAAAAAGCCUGCGGGGGCUCGCCGCAAGGCUUCUGGGCCCCCGGUGUCCGAGCUCAUCACCAAGGCCGUAGCGGCCUCCAAGGAGCGCAGUGGCGUGUCCUUGGCUGCGCUCAAGAAGGCAUUGGCGGCCGCCGGCUACGACGUGGAGAAGAACAACAGCCGCAUCAAGUUGGGUCUCAAGAGUCUGGUGAGCAAAGGCACCCUGGUGCAAACCAAGGGCACCGGCGCCUCCGGCUCAUUCAAGCUCAACAAGAAAGCGGCCUCCGGAGAAAGCAAACCCAAGGCCAAAAAAGUCGGUGCCGCUAAACCCAAGAAGUCCGUCGGGGCCGCCAAGAAACCCAAGAAGGCAACGGGAGCGGCCACUCCGAAGAAAACCGCCAAAAAGACGCCGAAGAAAGCGAAGAAAACGGCGGCAGCCGCUGUGGCGAAGAAAGUGUCCAAAAGUCCAAAGAAAGUGAAGGCUGCCAAGCCCAAGAAGGCAGUCAAGAGCGCAACUAAAGCGGUGAAGCCCAAGGCCGCUAAGCCCAAAGUUGCCAAGCCCAAGAAGGCGGCGCCCAAGAAGAAGUAGGUUGGUAACAUCCUUCCUCUAAAACCCAAAAGGCUCUUUUCAGAGCCACCA